This is a messenger RNA of Ziziphus jujuba (common jujube), 3330 nucleotides long. RefSeq names its product disease resistance protein RML1A-like. The record is from RefSeq and is a predicted model, not a curated record. The transcript is spliced from 5 exons. Lineage: Eukaryota; Viridiplantae; Streptophyta; Magnoliopsida; Rosales; Rhamnaceae. The coding region runs from base 1 to 3330 and encodes 1109 amino acids. Gene Ontology annotation, molecular function: ADP binding. Gene Ontology annotation, biological process: defense response.
AUGGUUCGGGAUGGGGUGUUACAUAAGCCUACUGAAACUCACUGGGCUGCUGCCAAAAGACUUCUUCGGUAUCUUAAAGGUACAAGUUCCUUUGGUUUAUUUCUUACACGUCACUCUUCCACCUCUCUUCAUGCGUUUUGCGAUGCUGAUUGGGCCGGUAAUAAGGAUGACAGUACUUCAACCUCUGCAUAUGUCAUGUAUCUUGGUUCCAACCCAAUUUCUUGGAUGUCCAAGAAGCAACGUACGGUCUCUCGUUCCUCUACUGAAGUUGAGUACCGCUCGGUUGCUACUGCUACAUCUGAAUUAUGCUGGCUUCGAUCUUUGUUAUCUGAGUUAAAAUUAGCUCUACCUCAAGUUCCAAUCAUCUAUUGUGAUAAUGUGAGUGCUACGUACAUUUGUGCCAACCCUGUUCUUCACUCUAAGAUGAAACAUAUCAAGGUUGACUUCCACUUUGUCCGUGAAAAGGUGUCUCAAGGUGAUCUGCGUGUGUGUCACAUUUCCAGCAAAGAGCAAAUUGCUGAUGCUCUCACCAAGCCACUGUCCAAACAAAGGCUUGAGAAUGAGUUAGUUAAACAAGUUGUUAAAGAUAUUUUAGAGAAAUUGCCUAAAUACCGAUCAACAUAUGAGCAUUCAAAGGAGUUGCUUUUUGGAAUUGAAGAAAAUAUUAAGGAUGUUGAAUCACGAUUAUCCAUUGGCCCAGAAGAUGUUCGCAUUAUAGGUAUUUGGGGAAUGGGGGGAAUCGGUAAAACCACCCUUGCUACCAUUGUUUUAGAAAAACUAUCUAAUGAGUUCGAUGGUCGCUGCUUUCUUUGGAAUGAAAGAAAACAAUAUGGAUUAGAUCAUUUAUUAGAUGACGUAGAUAUUUUAAGGAUGGAUAGCCUAGUUGGAGCGUCAUCUUUUAUUCUUGAGAGGCUUCCACAGAAAAAGAUGCUCAUUGUUGUAGAUGAUGUGGAUAGUUCAAUCCUAUUAGAUACUUUACUUCGAGAAUUUCGUCAUCGACUUGCUCCUGGAAGCAGAAUCAUUGUUACAUCUAGAAAUAGGCAAGUGCUUAAGGGAGUAUCUGAUGAUAUUUACAAGGUUCAGAGGUUAAAUUCCAUUGAAUCUUCGAAGCUCUUCUGUUUGUAUUCUUUUAAGUCUAAUCCUCCAGCAAUUGAUGAUGAAAACAUGAUAUCAGAAGUGAUAAAUUAUGCAAAUGGAAAUCCAUUAGCUCUUAAGGUAUUGGGUUCUUCCCUUCUCUCUAGGAAUAAAGAAGAGUGGGAAAGUGCAUUGAAGAAGCUGAAAAGAUUUUCAAACCCAGAUAUUCAAGAUGUGUUGAGAAUCAGUUAUGACAAACUAGAUGAUAAAGGGAUGAAGGAUACAUUUCUUGACAUUGCUUGCAUCUUUGAUUCAUCUUUUACUAGAGAUUAUGCAGAAAGCAUAUUAAUUGAUAAUCCUUCUGUGAAAUCAGAUAUAACUGAUGUAAUUGAAAAGUCUUUAAUUGAAAAAAGUGAAGUUCUUGAGGACAAUGUGCUAUUAAUGAAUGAUUUGAUACGUCAAAUGGGUAGGCAAAUUGCUCGUGAUGAACAUAAACAACCUGGUAAUCGUUGUAGGUUGUGUGAUGCCAAGGAUGCUUGCUACGUACUGGAAAAUCAAACGGGCACGACUGCAAUUGAAGUCAUAUCAUUCUACAUGUCUGAAAUCACACAAAAUGUAAGAGUGUGCCGUGCAGCCUUCUCAGAUAUGUGCAACCUACGAAUUCUCAAAGUUUAUUGUGACAAUAUUGGCGGCUAUAUGUUUAAGCUGUCCCUUCCUAAUGGUGGCUAUGGGUUUAAGCUGUCCAUUCCUAACGGUCUUGAUUCUUAUCUUUCUGAUAAGCUAAGAUAUUUUCGGUGGGAUUUAUAUCCUUUGAAAUCAUUGCCAUCAAAAUUUAAUCCAGACAAUCUUGUUGAACUUGCACUUCGUGGCAGCCAUGUUGAAAACCUUUGGAAUUAUAAAGUUCAGUCUCUCCCAAUGUUAAGAAGGAUUGAUCUGAGUCACUCCAAGUUUCUCACUCAACUACCAGAUUUGUCACGGAGUCCAAAUCUGGAAAGAAUAAAUCUUGAAGGCUGUACAAGCUUGGUUGAGGUUCUUUCAUCUAUUCAAAAUCUUGACAAGCUUGCUUAUCUAAAUUUGAAUGGUUGCAGCGAACUUAAAAAUUUGAAAGAUACACCAAGGAGCACAGGGUGCUUGGAUUUUAUUCUGCAUUGCAUUGAAAAUCUUUUGAUAAACAUUUGUCAGCUGAGUCUCACAUCUCAGGCCCACAUUUCUCAAAAGUUUCCUGUGAAUUUAACACGUUUACUUUUGAGGGAGACAGCAAUAGAAGAAGUGGACCCAUCAAUUGGGUAUCUCUCAGGUCUUGUUGAAUUAGAUAUGAGUUAUUGCACAAGACUUAAAAGUCUUCCAACCAGCAUUUGUAAUUUGAAAUCUCUUGAGAUGUUAAGCCUCCAUUCCUGUUCAAAACUUGAAAAAUUGCCUCCCCUUCCAUCUGCUCUGCUUCACAUGAAUCUAUGCCAUUGUGAAAGCUUGAAAUCUUUGUCAGAGCUUCCAUCAUUAUGCUUUAGUCUGUGUGCACGACACUGCAAGACACUGGAGAACAUAUCAACUUGGAGGGCUCCACUAUUACACAAUAUGAAAUUCAUUCACCAUCAUUGGGUCUAUCGAGAUAUUGACUUUUAUGGUUGUGAAAAAUUGGAUCAGAAUACACGCAACAGCAUACUCGCCGAUCGUGCUGUACUUAAACUUCUGCACUGUAUGAAGUCUCGGAUGAUAGACCCAAGAUUUCAUAGUUUUCGAUAUCCAGGAGAUGAAAUUCCAAAGUGGUUUGACCAUCAAACUUGUGGGACUUCAAUGAAAGUUAUGCGUGACACAAAUUGGAAUAAUCCCGGCUUCUUGGGUUUGGCUUUCUGCAUUGUUUAUGAUCAAAAUGACCCUGAUAUAUGUCUUCGUAUUGGUGGCAAAUUCUCUUACAAAACCAUGGAUUAUCAUCGUCUGCAUGUACAUGAUAUUUCUAGGAGUCUUAUGGAAAAGGAGGCUACUUCAGAUCACCUGCUCAUGUGGUACAUUGCACAACCCCAUUGGCUAAUUUCAGAAAGAAUUGGACCACAUUUGCUAUCUGCUUGUUGGAAUGAGGCUUCUUUGCAUAUCUGGCCUAAAUUCUAUACUUCUAAUGUAUCGCACAAUGUCGAAAACUUGGGAAGUGAGUAUGGCCAGAUUAAGAAGUUUGGUAUUCGCUUUGUACACAUUGCAGAUAUAAAGAGGUUUGAUGCAGAAACUAAAAGUGGGAACAAAAGACACUAUGAUAGAAUAUUGUGA